Messenger RNA from Thermothelomyces thermophilus ATCC 42464, 2111 nucleotides. RefSeq lists its product as uncharacterized. Gene Ontology annotation, biological process: zinc ion transmembrane transport; intracellular zinc ion homeostasis. Gene Ontology annotation, molecular function: zinc ion transmembrane transporter activity. Lineage: Eukaryota; Fungi; Ascomycota; Sordariomycetes; Sordariales; Chaetomiaceae. The transcript is spliced from 2 exons. The coding region runs from base 287 to 1768 and encodes 493 amino acids. Gene Ontology annotation, cellular component: membrane. The record is from RefSeq and is a predicted model, not a curated record.
GCAAUUUAUACUUUUUGAACAGCUCAAGUACCACAAACACGCACAGCAACGACGCAAACGCAACGACAGGGAUCGGCCCUCCAAGCUUCCCGAUUCGAUCAUGCUCCAAAAUCAAAAUUCAGCCCUACGGGGUACAGGCCCUGGCAAGUAGUCCUCCUGCCAAUUUCGACAAGCUGGCCUUGGGUCCACUCCGCAACCCACGCGAUCCGGUUCCUUUCCCGUCCUGCCCUUCUUGCUGUCGGCAAACUUCCCACGCGACUAUCUCCACCGACACCGCGCGCCAGCAAUGGCAAUGCUCUUUCCCCAGUCCCGGCGUUCCCGCGCCGCGACUACCUUCCUCUUCGUCGCGACCUUUGCCCUCACCGCGUGGGCGAGGAGCACCAGCAUCAAGGCCGACCACCCUCCCGCCGUCGACAACCUCUCCCUCUCCCAGCUCGAUGCCGAACUCCAGGUCCGUCGUAACCCCGCCGCCAACACGUGUCUGCUUCCGAUUCUCCGGUUCCCUCUUUCCCAGGUGGUCAAUGGAAAGAAGAAGGAAAAAAAAAUCAGAUUUCCGCUAACGAACCGUUCGCACGCGCAGCAAUGCCCCGUCGUGGCCCAGCUCUCGCAGGCCAAGGCCGCGCAGCACGCGGCGCACCCGCCCUCAUCGCCGACGACGCGGCUCUUCGCCCGGCUCUUCCCGUCGGCGCACCCGGCCGCCAACGCGCUCCUCGCGACCCUCUACAUCUCGGGCCCGCCCAACUUCCUGCUCGCGCUCUGCCCGACCGACAUCGACCCGGCCGCCCUCUCCGUCAUGGUGGCCUUCGCCGUCGGCGGCCUCCUCGGCGACACCCUCUUCCACCUGCUGCCCGAGAUCUUCCUGGGCGAGGACGAGCCCGACCGCGCCCGCCUCGUCCUGGUCGAGCCGAACCGGAACCUGCUGCUCGGCGUCGCCGUGCUGGUCGGGUUCCUGGCCUUUGUUGCCAUGGACAAGGGCCUGAGGAUCGCGACGGGCGCCGCGGGGCAUGAGCAUGGACACGGACAUGGUCAUGGUCAUGGGCACGGGCACGGGCACGGGCACGAUGGUGAGGACGAGCAGCUGGGCGGCGACGGGGAGGGGAAAGGGAGUUUUUCGUCUGCGGUGGAGAGGAAGGAUGGACGCGAGGCGAAGUCGAGGAAGGGAAAGAGGGGGGAUGGGAGAAAGGGUAUUGGAGAGGUGGUGGAGAAGAAGGAGAAGGAGAAGAAGGAGGCGAGCCAGUCGGUGAAGCUGGGCGGGCUAUUGAACAUGAUCGCCGACUUCACGCACAAUGUCACCGACGGCCUCGCCAUGUCGGCCGCCUUCUACGCGUCCCCGACCAUCGGCGCGACGACCACCGUCGCCGUCUUCUUCCACGAGAUCCCGCACGAGGUGGGUGACUUUGCGUUGCUGGUGCAGUCUGGCUUCUCCAAGCGGCAAGCCAUGGGCGCGCAGUUUGUCACGGCCCUCGGCGCCCUGCUCGGCACACUCAUCGGCAUUGCGGUGCAGGAGUUUGGCGGCGGCGGCAGUGGGAGCACCAGCGGUGCCGAGAUGGGCAUGCGCGACGGCAUCUGGGGUACCAGUCUGAGUUGGGGCGACAUGUUGCUGCCCUUCACGGCGGGUACAUUUCUCUACGUCGGCACCGUGGCCGUCAUUCCCGAGCUGCUGGAGACGGGCCCUAACAAGGCCGCCGAGCUGCGCAGGAUGCUGGUGCAGUUCGCGGCCAUCCUGGCCGGUGCGGGCAUCAUGCUGUACAUUUCGUGGCACGAGUGAGGUGGGAGGGAGUUGGUAUGUACAUACAGUACCUCGUACGUAGGGCGCAUUGCCCUGCCUCAUUGCAGUGGAUCCCUCCCCUGUUGCGAAAAAAAAUGGUGCGGUCACGUCACUCUGCCGGAGCUUACUAGUAAAGCGGGAGUCACACCUGAUAGACGGUCACCGUCGGUUUCCGGCGGUGUAACGUCCAGGAGGCUUGAUAACAGAAUUUUUGAAUUAUUUUUCGGGCUAAUUACCCAUAGAUGCGGCGGUCCUGAGCCGUGAACAAGUGGUCCCAUACGGCUUUGCAGGUCCUCGGCUUCAACAAUCUCAAGCGAUUUCCAUUGUUUCGUUGUGAUGCGAA